Tripterygium wilfordii is the source of this 396-nucleotide messenger RNA. Its product is annotated as 14 kDa proline-rich protein DC2.15-like. Bases 1 to 396 code for a protein of 131 amino acids. The record is from RefSeq and is a predicted model, not a curated record. NCBI's taxonomy places the organism in Eukaryota, Viridiplantae, Streptophyta, Magnoliopsida, Celastrales, Celastraceae. The transcript has a single exon.
AUGGCUUCAAAGGCUUUAGCAUCAACCACUCUCCUCCUCUCCCUUAACCUCCUAUUCUUCACAUUUGUCAGCUCCAACUAUGUCCCAUGCCCACCACCACCGACCCACAAACCCCACUCUCCACCACCAACUCCCAAGGGCAAGUGCCCUAUAGAUACCCUAAAAUUGGGUGUUUGUGCAGAUGUUUUGGGGUUGGUUAAGGUUGUCAUUGGAUCUCCACCAGUGAUGCCUUGCUGCACUCUCAUCCAGGGUAUUGCUGACCUUGAAGCUGCUCUUUGUCUUUGCACUGCAAUUAAGGCUAAUGUUUUGGGCAUCAACCUCAAUGUUCCUGUUUCAUUGAGCUUGAUCCUCAAUAACUGUGGCAAGAAGGUUCCAACUGACUUCCAGUGUGCAUAG